UCAGCUGAUCUCAGUGUAAACAGUGCACGGAGGCUGUGUCAUGUGCUGGGGGGAGAGACAGGGGCAGUGAUAGUUUUCGGCUGUCGGUCAGCUGGACGAUAAAUGGGAAACGUAUGAAGUGACGAGCGACAGCUUGAUGUGUUCCGCUGUGUUUGCGCUGCAGUGAGACAGCAGGAAGGGCUUAAAACAUCACAUGCAGCUUCACAGAGGGCCUGUGUGAGCAGCUCUGCCUGAAAACACUGGAUUUUACCUCCACGGGACUGCAGUAGUUUAAGUAGGGUCAAUGGAGGAGCUGGAGCCAGAGGAGCAGUUCCUACGAUAUGCCCGGAAUGGAGAUCUGCCCGGGGUUCAAAGGCUCCUCCUGUCCAAGAUAAGGGAAGAGAUACAGCUCAAUAUCAAUUGCAAAGGAAAAAGUAAAUCUAACCUGGGAUGGACACCGCUUCACUUGGCCUGCUAUUUUGGACACAAAGAUGUAGUUGAGGAGUUGCUCAAGGCAGGGGCAGAUGUUAACUUGCCCAAUAAUAUUGGAGAUACGCCACUGCACAAAGCUGCUUUCACAGGAAGAAAGGAGGUUGUCAUGCUGCUGCUGCACUAUGGUGCGUGUGCUACUGUCAUCAAUGGGACAGCACAGAUUCCCAAAGACGUGACACAAAAUGCAGAGAUCAGAAGCAUGCUGGAAGCGGCUGAGAGAACGGAGGAGAGAAAGCUGGAGGAGAAACUUUUGGAUGCUGCACGGGAAGGAGACCUUUCAACGCUAACUCAGUUGCUCUGCAGGAAGAAGCCUCCAGACAUCAACUGCACAGAUCUGCUAGGUAACACUCCGUUGCACUGUGCAGCCUAUCGAGGCCAGAGGCAGUGUGCCCUGAAGCUGCUCAAGGGUGGAGCCAACCCCAACUUCCAAAACAAGAAUGGCCAAACAGUAUUUGAUCUGGCCAGUGAUACAGCAAUGAAGCAGAUUCUUGAGGGCAACUUUCAUCGAGGUAUGACCCGACAUGUCAAGAAGUAUGAAGGACCUCUCUGGAAGAGCUCCAGAUUUUUUGGAUGGCGCUCUUACUGGGUCGUCCUUCAAGAUGGUGUUAUAUCCUGGUACUCAAAACAGUCAGAAGCAGCUGCCGGUGAAAGAAGGCAAGGCUGUAAGUCCCUCACAAACGCUCACUGUUUGAUAAGAGCCAAAGAUAACUGCUUUUUCACUCUCAAGUGCUUUGAUGACAGUGUGCACCACUUUAAAGUAUCACCUAAAAAUGACCCAGAGGGAACAAGAAAAGCAUGGGUUGAUGCAUUGGAGGAGCACGCAGCUUACAGCACAUACUACUGCUCCCAGGAGCAAGGGAGCGAAGAGGAGGAAUACGAAGAAGUGAUGUCACUUGGAGAGCUAACAAGCUCACUACAGGUUGCAGAUGUCAGCCAGAAAAAUCUGGAGCAGCAGGUCGCAGCGCUCCUGUCCAUGCUGAAGAAUGAAGAGCUGUCAGAAAAAUUUCCAUCAACAAUACUGCAAAAGAUGCAAGAAAUAUGUGAAUUAUCCAGCGAAACCACUUCCAAUCUCAACAUCUGUCUCAGCCUCUUCUCCAGACAGGAAGGGGUGCGCAGUCUGAAAUUGGAGCAGGAGGUGGAGAAGAAUAAGAUCCUCUCUGAGGCACUGCAGACUCUCGCCACAGAGCACCACGAACUUGAGCAAUCCGUCGUCAAGGGAUCUUCACCACGGAGUGCCCUCAGCGAGGAUGAGUUCCACGACGCCGUUUCUGACUCAGAAUCUGAGCUUUCCCUGAGCGGCUUUGAGACGGUAGCCAGCCAAUCCUGUGAGGAAGACGAAGACGAAGGCUCUGUCAUGUUAAGCAGCACUUGCAGCAGCCCCGCCAGCACGCUGGAGCAGGAUCACCAUGGUGACAAGGCUGAGACUCAACCCAAUGGGAUAACAAAGCAUAGGACAAGCUUACCGGCGCCAAUGUUUUCGAGAAAUGACUUCAGCAUUUGGAGUAUCCUGAGGAACUGCAUUGGAAUGGAGCUCUCCAAGAUUACAAUGCCAGUGAUUUUCAACGAGCCGCUUAGCUUCCUGCAGCGUCUCACAGAGUACAUGGAGCACACGUACCUCAUUCACCAGGCCAACGCAUCUUCAGAUUCUAUUGAGAGAAUGAAGUGUGUGGCUGCGUUUGCAGUGUCUGCUGUGGCCUCCCAGUGGGAGCGAACAGGUAAACCAUUCAACCCUCUACUGGGAGAAACCUAUGAACUAGUCAGGGAGGAUCUGGGCUUCAGGCUCAUCUCAGAGCAGGUGAGCCACCACCCUCCGGUCAGCGCCUUCCACGCUGAGGGCUUGAAGCAGGACUUUGUUUUUCAUGGCUCUAUUUAUCCCAAACUCAAAUUCUGGGGCAAGAGUGUGGAAGCUGAGCCGAAAGGCACAAUCACACUGGAGCUGCCCAAGCACAAUGAAGCCUACACAUGGACAAAUCCCACAUGUUGUGUUCACAAUAUCAUUGUUGGUCAGCUGUGGAUUGAACAGUAUGGAAAUGUGGAGGUGGUCAACCACAGAACUGGUGAAAGGUGCUACUUGAAUUUCAAACCAUGUGGCCUUUUUGGAAAAGAGCUACACAAAGUUGAAGGAUAUAUUCUGGAUAAAAGCAAAAAGAAGCUGUGUGCUCUCUAUGGGAAGUGGACAGAGUGCCUCUAUGUUGUUGACCCAUCUGCCUUUGAAGCACACAAGAAAAACAACAAAAAAGGGGCAGAGGAUAAGAAGGGCGGGAAUGCGGGUUGCGCUGAGGAUCAGGAGGAGGUUCCUUCACCACCUGCAGACACUGUGGAGGUGGUUCCUGGCAGCCAGCUGCUGUGGAAAAUAGCACCCAGACCAGCUAACUCUGUCCAGAUGUACAACUUCACAUGCUUUGCGAUGCAGCUGAAUGAGUUGCAUAAGGAGAUGGAGGGAGUCAUCCCUCAGACUGACUGCAGGCUCAGACCGGACAUACGAGCCAUGGAGAACGGUGACAUUGACCUCGCCAGCGAGGAGAAGAAGCGGCUCGAGGAAAAACAGCGAGCUGCUCGGAAAAACCGCUCCAAAGCGGAUGAAGAGUGGAAGACGAGAAGCCCUGCCCUUGGCCCGAGGUGGUUUCAACAGGGGCAAAAUCCCCACACCAAUUCCCAGGACUGGCUCUUCUGUGGUGGAUACUGGAACAGGGCCUAUAGCCAGCUGCCGGACAUUUAUUAAAGGACUUUCUCUGCACAAAGCAUGAACUGUUUUUAUUGGAAAAUUACAAGACCAAGCAAUAUUAAAAAAGUGUACUUAAACAUUGUGGCCUUAAUCUACUUUAUGGAGGUGAAGCUGUGCAGAAAAUGUUUGACAGUAUAGCAUUUGCAUUGAGUUAAAGACCAGAGUUUUUUCUUUAAAAUGGACUUUUAGCACAGUGGAUAGGAUUUGUGAUUUUUACUGUCCACCUGUCUUCUUUUCAAAUGUUCAUAAUAGUGUUUUGUCUCCAGUUGUAUAUCUGUAUAUACUUUCCAUAAAUCCAGCCGUCAGUGACCUCAUCAUGUUAUUUACAUUCGCUCUGGACUCGCAUUGCACUCAAAAACCCACUACUCGUCUAAUGUGGAUUGUGAUUAUUUUCUCCUGUAUUUUGCUUUGUGAAGGAAAAAAGAUUACAGAACAAAACCCACUGUAAAUUUUCUGUAUUAGUUUCAACCUUAUAAAGAUACCUUAAGAACUGACUAAUAU
This is a messenger RNA of Pelmatolapia mariae (spotted tilapia), 3697 nucleotides long. RefSeq names its product oxysterol binding protein-like 1A (gene osbpl1a). Gene Ontology annotation, molecular function: protein binding; cholesterol binding. Gene Ontology annotation, cellular component: plasma membrane; intracellular membrane-bounded organelle; cytosol. Bases 284 to 3193 code for a protein of 969 amino acids. NCBI's taxonomy places the organism in Eukaryota, Metazoa, Chordata, Actinopteri, Cichliformes, Cichlidae. The transcript is spliced from 29 exons. The record is from RefSeq and is a predicted model, not a curated record.